AUGCAAAAAAUGGGACUAACUUUUCUGAUCAUGCAAAAAAAUUAAAAUUUAUCUAGAAAUUAAGUAAUAGAGGAUUUAUCCCAACUUAAAUCUGAAUUGGUAAUCUCUAAAAUUAAGGCUAAUUAAAAAUGCCAAAACUCUUAAAUAAUUUUGAUAUUUAAGAUUUUCGAGGCUUUUAUAAAUAAUAAAAAAGGCUACUAUUUACAAAAGGAAUAAUUACAAAAAACAAAAUAAGAAUACAACCUAUUAAAAAUCAAGAUGUCAAGAAGAUUUUAUUACUAAUAUUUAAGCUUAACUAGAAAAUAGCAAAUAGAAGUUUUUCAAGACAAUAAGGAACUCAGUAAUUCUGCGCUAACAAAGGAAAGCUGGAGGAAUUUUUACUGUUAUUUGGAUUAAAAUGAUAAUAUUCGAACAGGUUAAGAUUCCUUUACUAAAUGCAUAUCAAUAUUAAGUAUCCUAUCAUAAUAAGAAGCUUAUAGACCAAUCCCUAUUCCAUAGCUUCCUGAAGAAGUUAAAGAAUUGUAAAAAUAGAUGGCUUUCAAUAAAGCAAUUUCAUUUGAUGGCAUACCACAUUCUUUGUGAAACACUACCAUUGGAGAAUCCUAAAGGACAUAUGGAAUGAGGGAACUUUUCAAAUAAACCUAAAAUUUGGGUGGGCGAGACUACCUCCUUUAAAUAAAGCACACCCAGCCAUUCCCAGGAUUGAAUAAUUCCAUCCUCUAAUAAUACUCAGUCCACUAUCCGAGUUUUUGAACUUCGAUUCAAAUAAAAGCUGCAAUUAAUUUGAAAAAAUGUAAUUUUAAAAACAAUAAACUGGUGUUAUUAAUGGUUUAGGAACACAAGUCAAUAUAUAUUUAGUUAAUAAAUGGAUGAAAGAAUACAAAGGGAAAGAUAUGGAGUAUUUAAUAUUUAUGGAUUUCUCAAGUGCUUAUAACAAAAUCAGUAGGGAAAUGAUCUAUAAAAACCUAGAGGAAAAAAAGAUUUUAACUCAAUAAGAAGUUAAAUUGUUAUAGGCUAUACAUAGUAGAAUCCCUUAUAUUAACACUUAUGAAAUAAAAUUCAAGGUUUACUUUAGGCAUGGAGUGCACCGAUUUCUUCAUCCUUAUUUAAAAUAUACAUGGAUGAAUUUCUAAAGAGGCUAUGUCGAAAGAUUGAUUUUAAAAUCAACUUUUUAGGAUAUGCAAAUCACAUUAUUUUUUAUCUAGAUAAAGCACUCAGUUAAAUGGAACUUGAAAGUAAAUAAAAGGAAAUGCGGCAUCUUACCAAUAAAUCAUAAUAUCUAAAAGGAUAACAUCAUAAACUACCCUGUUAUAAAUAAUUAUAGAAACCUUUGA
This is a messenger RNA of Paramecium pentaurelia, 1334 nucleotides long. The record is from the annotation of a GenBank genome assembly. Lineage: Eukaryota; Ciliophora; Oligohymenophorea; Peniculida; Parameciidae.